GAAUAAAAAAAAAAAAUUAAUGGAAGUCGUAAAAUUGUAGAUUUUUUAUUAAUACGGAGUGUUGAACUUCCUUCUUGAAUGCGUAGCAAACUUGCAACGCACCAUACACAAGCAGUCUUCACUCUGAGAGGCAAUGAACUCACGGCAAUGGCUGGUGGUUCAAAGAAACGGAGGCGAGUUGAGAAGAAAAGGGGGAAAAGGAAACACGAAAAAGAAGGGAUUACUCCUUUGAAUGUGAAGUAUUGGCUUCAAAGAUACAAACUUUUCUCCAAAUAUGAUGAGGGUAUUAGAAUGGACGAGGAAGGAUGGUAUUCUGUUACUCCUGAAGAGAUUGCAAUUGGGCAUGCGCAUAAGUUUGGUGGGGGACUUGUCAUUGACUGCUUUUCGGGUGUGGGCGGCAAUGCCAUCCAAUUUGCUAGAUUGUGCCAAUUUGUUGUUGCUAUAGACAUUGACCCUCAAAAAGUUGUAAUGGCUUUCAACAAUGCAAGUAUAUAUGGAGUGGAAGAUUAUAUUGAUUUUAUUAUUAAAGGCUUUUUCCAACUUGCUCCAUACUUGAAGGGGGAUGUAGUAUUCGUUUCACCACCAUGGGGGGGUCCAUCAUAUAAAACAAUCCAGAAUUUCACCAUGGAUUUACUGAAGCCAAAAGAUGGAUACUCAUUAUUUCAGGCUGCUCAGAGGAUAACGCCUAAUGUCAUUAUGUUUUUACCUCGGAAUGUUAACCUAAACGAAGUUGAGGAACUUUCAUGGUUGUCUUCUCAUCCUUUGAUGCUUGAGAUAGAAGAAAACUACUUGGAAGGCUAUUUCAAGGGAAUAACUGUUUACUUUGGCACUUCUGCACACAGAAAUUAAGGGUAUUUCAUGCUAGCCUGAUGAUUGUUUGUUAAUGCUGAAGGCAUGAAUAACUAUUUUUUCCUCUAAAAAAAUUUCUACUCAUACAUUUAAAAGAUAAGCCAAGCAAGGAAAUAUACUCAAUGCUUCACUGAUUGUGAAUAUGCUGCUAAGAUAAAUUUAUCUUGAGUGGUGAAAGUUUCAGGAUAGUUGAACUGGAAUUAGGAAAUGACUUUAUGCUAGCUUUUUAGGAAUACAAUUAAAUAAUUCAU
This is a messenger RNA of Rubroshorea leprosula, 1100 nucleotides long. Lineage: Eukaryota; Viridiplantae; Streptophyta; Magnoliopsida; Malvales; Dipterocarpaceae. The record is from the annotation of a GenBank genome assembly.